UACUACUCUACUACUCUACUACUAUUACUCUACUACUCUACUACUACUGUCGCUGCUAUUACUCUACUCUACUGCUACUCUUACUACUAGAAUACCCUACUCUUCCACACCCUACCAAUAUUCACACUCACUUCCUAACCCUAUGAGCACCUCUACAAACACCUCAACAAUGUAACCAAAGAAAAUACUGCAUCCACCAGAUCAACCGUAAUAAGAUCAUCAAUCCUCACUAUUGCAGAUGGCUCAGCCAUGGUCUCUCAGACUGAAUAUGAACUCAUCGAGCAGAAAGUCAAGCAACUCUACCUCCCCGGCUCUCCGGACUCCAUAAACCAGCUCCAGCGCGAACUACAAUCCCUGCAAAGGUCGCCGGCAGCAUGGGAUCUUGCAAACCUCAUGCUCUCCUCCCCCGACCAAAACGUCAGAUUCUUCGGCGCUCUCACCUAUACCGUCAAGAUCAAUAACGACUGGCACUCAAUCCCCACCACCUCCGUCCACCAACUCCUCUCCCAGCUCCUCAACUGGAUCAUCCUCCACCGCAGCGGUCCCCGCUUCAUCACCCAAAAACUCAUCGCAACCCUCGUCCUCGCGCUCAUCAAGUUCCCCUCCGACGCAUCAACCAUAUGGCCCUACCCCAUCCACGACUUCAUCCUCUCGCUCUCGCAGCUCUCCGUCGUCAUCAACACCCGCUCCACCGACGCCGACCUAAACUUGCAGUCCGAAACCGACUUUGCCGUGCUCAUCGCCAGCUUUUCGAGAGAGAACCUCGACACCUCCCUCCUCUUUUGCUCCACUUUUGCCGAGGAAAUGCUACGCGCUGAUGUUCCCCGCCAGGACCGUCCGCUACUUCAAAAACUACUCGCAGACAGCACCCAACACGCCCUACCAAUCAUGACCACCCUCAUCUGCACCACCCCCUCCGAGCUCGCUCCUGAUCUCUACCCCGUCCUCACUUCCUCUUUCAAAUGCUACCGCGCCUGGGCAUUGUCGCUCGCAACCAGCAGCGGCAUGUCCCCCGAACUUUCCAGCGUCGCCGCCAUCUUCCCCCGCGUCGUCGCCUUCCUCGAACUCGAGUCCGACGACACCGUCUUUAGCACCGUCUCUGAAGUCAUGAUUGAUUUCAUGGAGUGGUCAGAUAAACUCGUCACCGCGCAGUCCAUGAACACGCUCCUCCAUCUCUUCGCCGGCCCAUGGUCGGCCUCCAAAAUCCAACAGAUCGUCGCCGACCCAGACUCAGCCGAGGACGGCAUCAACCUCUACUUCCUGAACGCAUUCAUCUCCUUCGGCGAGCUCACCGCCCGGGAUAUCUCCGGAAGUCUCUCCCUCUCCGAGUCGCAGCGCAUCCUCGAACUGACUCUCGCGCUCGUAAAAGUAGCAGGCUACCCGAUCGAGGACGAAACCGUCAGCAAACGAACGCUCGAGUUUUGGGAUCUUUUCGUCGAGAGCGUGCUCUACGACGACGACGGCGUCUUGCAGCAAGCUGGUGACUCUGCAGCUUCUGCAUCUAAAGAAAAAGCCGCCCAGGCGACGACAAUCAUGAUGACGGUUAUCGAGUCGCUAUGGCACAAGAUCAGGCUCCCGCCGACAAACAUCUUCAGCCACUGGUCACAAGACACUAGAGACCAGUUCUUUGCCUUCCGCAAAGACGUCGCAGAUCUCAUCGAGUCCUCGUACCAGCUCGUCCAACCAAAGCUCUACUCCGUCCUCGUCGACUUUGUCAUCCAGUCUACCUCCUCCGGAACCCCCGACGCGGUAGACUGGCCCGGCGUCGAAGCGUCCUUGUAUGCCCUCAACGCCAUCUCUCAGUCUUUGACCUCUUCCCCUGUCGAAUACGAAACGCUCAAAAUCCUCCUGGACUCCAACCUCUUCCAUCUCCUCCCGCAAUCGCCCAUGCUCCGCGCAAAGCAAACCUCGCUAAACCUCAUCUCCUCCGUCAUCCCCUACUUCCAAUCCGACCCGGGAAAAACCUACAUCCCAGUCGUGGUCCCCUACCUCUUCCAAUGCCUCGCGACCUCCUCCCUCGCACUCCACGCCUCGCGCUCAAUCUUCCAGCUCUGCGCGGACUGCGCCCCGGUGCUGGCGCCGAACGUGCAAGAUUUCUUGGCGAUAUACCGCGACAUGCUUGUAAACGGGCACGACAUCGACGCGCUCGCGAAAGAGCGCAUCGCGGGAGCUAUCGCGGAGGUAAUCGUGCAGGGCGUCGAGGAGCUCGAGAGGAAGGUUGCUUAUAUUGGUGAGCUUGUUGGGAUUUUGAAAGUGUAUGCUGAGCAAGCUGUAGCUGCCGCCAACAGCAAAGUCGAUCAGCAGCAGCAGGAGGACUCCAUCCUACCGAAAGACAUAGCGGCGUCGGCGCUAAAAUCUCUAGCGAUGGUCGGCAAAGCCUGUCGCGAAGGAGAAGACCUGAUAUCUACACACACGCCCGAGCAGAAACGCGCAUACGCAGAGACCCUUGCGCAGGUAUGGGACGCGCCCGGGUCACGCGGCCGCGCAAUCAAAGACGAGAUCCUCUCCGUCGUCGUCACGCUCAGCCAGCGCGUGCCCGACUUCGCAGGCGAGAUCGCGGUACGACAAAACGCGUGCGCGGUUCUGCGCGCGGGGUUUUCGGAGCGCGGGCCGGGGCCGUUCACGGUUAGCGCGGAGGUGAUUGUCGGGUACGUGCGCGAGGAAGUCGCGAGGGUGGGGAAUUUGGCGACGAUGCAGCCGGUGAUUGCGUUGGUUGGCGGGUUUGUGGUUGCGAAUUCGGAUAAGGAGAGUGAGGAUGCUAGUUCUGCGUGCGCGGAGUUGCUUGAUGUUUUGUACUCUGGCGCUGUGGUGCCUAAUACUUGUGCAAGCAGUGCGCUGCAGGAUCCGGAUGUGAACCAGGGCAUGCUGGAAGUAAUGCAGAAAUAUCUCGCGCGGUACACCCCCGUUCUCUUCUCAAGCUACUGCUUCGAACCCCUCGUCGGCCGCUUCGCAGUCGAAAUGCUAACGACGCGCGAACCGCUUGUCGUGAAAGCAGCCGUCAAGUUCUGGACGGCGCUGAUAAACACCAAGAUGCGCGGCGCCGACGAAGCCGAGCUUGUCGCGGUCGUGGACCAGGUCGUGCAAGCCACGGGCGAGGUCGUGAUGGGGAAAGUGGUGUGGGCGAUCACGGGGAACGCGCCGCGGAGUCUGUUGACGGAGUACGCGCAGCUUGUUAAGGCGUAUUUUAGGCUGUACACUGGUCUCGCGCAGCGGUGGAUGAGCGCGGGGUUGGCGGUCGAGGGGGAGCAGCAGCAGGAGGAGAAGAAGAGAGCGAGGAGGAUGUUUGUGGAGAAGAUUGCGAGGUUGAGAGGACGGCCGCCGACGGAGACGAUUGUGAAGGAGUUUUGGCUGGGGGAGAGGGGGCAGGAGGUUGAUUUUGCAUAGACUGUGGACGUUGUAUGAUAGAGAGAUUUAGAGAUAUGCAUUGGCUUAAGUAGUAUCAACUUUAUUUAAUAAUAAUCAAUAGAAGAA
Molecule: messenger RNA, 3471 nt
Organism: Myxozyma melibiosi
Lineage: Eukaryota; Fungi; Ascomycota; Lipomycetes; Lipomycetales; Lipomycetaceae
Product: armadillo-type protein
Exons: 4
Coding region: 250-3384 (1044 amino acids)
Biological process (GO): protein import into nucleus
Cellular component (GO): cytoplasm
Source: RefSeq, a predicted model, not a curated record